GGGGCGCAUCCCGGAGAGGAAUGGAAUGCCGCGCGCUGCAGGGAGGGCUUCGGGUUGGGAGUUGGCUCUGGGCUUUCUGGAUGCUCCGGCUUCGGACCUGCACCGGGAAGGGUCUUCAGGUGCAGGGGGUAGCCUGGGAAAAGCGGGGGAGCAAGGGAAGCCAGCAUGGAGUCGCGAGACCCAGGGCUCGGUCCCGGAUCAGCACGCUCGCGCUUCUCCCCUUCUUCCGAUGAGAACAGUUGAGGUGGGUGUGACAGGCCUGAGCAUGAGAGGACAAGCUAUAUACUCCGGUUGGCACAGAAGACUAGUUCCUAACCCAGUGUGCAUGUCCAGGAUGCCUGCAGGCUGCUAGGACCCCUCACCUCCUUGUUAUGGACUGCCCAGGCUGACAAGUCAAUCUUUAUGGGCAUCUCCUGUUCCCAUCUGGAGGAGACCAUGUCCAAGCCCCCCGACUGCCUGCUGCGGAUGCUCAGGGGCACCCCCAGACAGCGGGUCUUCACCUUCUUCAUCAUCAGCUUCAAGUUCAUGUUCUUGAUCUCCAUCCUGAUCUACUGGCACACUGUGGGUGCACCCAAGGACCAAAGAGAGUAUAGCCUGCCAGUAGACUUCUCCUGCCCCCAGCUGGCCUUUCCUAGAGUCUCUGCCCCAGGCAACAUCUUCUUCCUAGAGACAUCGGACAGGACCAGUCCCAACUUUCUAUUUAUGUGUUCUGUGGAAUCAGCUGCCAGGGCACACCCUGAAUCCCAGGUGGUUGUGCUGAUGAAAGGGCUGCCUAGGGACACCACAGCUCAGCCCCGGAACCUCGGCAUCUCUCUUCUGAGCUGUUUUCCUAAUGUCUGGAUACGACCUCUGGACUUGCAAGAACUGUUUGAGGACACACCACUGGCAGCCUGGUACUCGGAGGCACGGCACAGAUGGGAGCCCUACCAGUUGCCCGUACUGUCUGAUGCUUCCAGGAUCGCACUCCUCUGGAAGUUUGGUGGGAUCUACCUGGACACAGACUUCAUCGUCCUCAAGAACCUGCUCAACCUGACCAACACGCUGGGCAUCCAAUCCCGCUAUGUCCUCAACGGUGCCUUCCUAGCCUUCGAGCGCAAGCAUGAGUUCUUGGCACUGUGUCUACAUGACUUCGUGGCCAACUACAAUGGUUGGAUUUGGGGUCACCAGGGCCCCCAACUGCUUACCCGAGUCUUCAAGAAGUGGUGUUCCAUCCAAAGCCUGGAAAAGAGCCAUGCUUGCCGUGGGGUCACUGCCCUGCCCCCCGAGGCCUUCUACCCCAUCCCCUGGCAGAACUGGAAGAAAUACUUUGAAGACAUCAGCCCCGAGGAGCUGACCCAGCUGCUCAAUGCCACCUAUGCUGUUCAUGUGUGGAACAAGAAAAGUCAGGGUACACACCUAGAGGCCACAUCCAAGGCUCUGCUGGCCCAGCUACAUGCCCGCUAUUGCCCUACGACACAUAGAGCCAUGAAGAUGUACUUGUGACAGCCCUUCAGGCUGCAGUCAUAUCAUAUCAACAUUGUUACCGCCUUUCCAGGGAGACAAGAUGAGCAGACAGGGAAAAAGGGGCCUUUGAGAUGCUGCUGUUGACUUUAGAGGAGACCAAGCUGGCCUGGGGAACACUUGCCAGUUCUACACCUGCCCCUCUAAGCCAAAGGGAGACCGAUGGAGAACACUUUGUCCGGUGUUCUAGGCUGACCAGUGAUUACAGAAUUACUAACAUCUGGGGCCUUAAUGGGCUAGAUCACAAGAACACUAAAGAGCAUUCUAAGGUAGCUGGAAGACAGCUGGUUAGAGGUGGGGUCAGGAGCGGAGCUCUGAAAACCUGUGUAGAAAUGCUGAGGGAGAAGGACCUGGCUCUCUCAGCCUCAUGAGCCCAAGGGGAGGGGCAGGGCUCCCUGGGAACACCAUCUUUCCUCCCCUGGGACAGUGCUCUGAAGAUCUAUCACAGCCUGUUCCAGUGUUCGGGGAUGUGGACUUUUUUUUUUUUUUUCCGAGACAGGGUUUCUCUGUGUAGCCCUGGCUGUCCUGGAACUCACUCUGUAGACCAGGCUGGCCUCGAACUCAGAAGCCCUCCCAGUGCUGGGAUUAAAGGCGUAUGCCACCACUGCCUGGCUUUUUUUUUUUUUUUAAUUUUUUAAUUUUUUAUUUUUAUUUUUAUUUUGGUUUGUGGAAAUUCUUUAGGUUUUAAAAAAGGAAAAAGAGUUUUAAACUCCCUCCCUGUUGUAGACACUGGGGGCUCUAAUAAAAGUGACUCACCAACA
Molecule: messenger RNA, 2261 nt
Organism: Mus musculus (house mouse)
Lineage: Eukaryota; Metazoa; Chordata; Mammalia; Rodentia; Muridae
Gene: A4galt
Product: alpha 1,4-galactosyltransferase
Exons: 3
Coding region: 436-1482 (348 amino acids)
Cellular component (GO): Golgi membrane; membrane
Molecular function (GO): hexosyltransferase activity; UDP-glycosyltransferase activity; galactosyltransferase activity
Source: RefSeq, marked reviewed